UCCUCGAAAUGCCGCCGCCUGGUCGUAAGCAGCGCUAGCCGGGUCCGGAAGAGAUGUCCUCGAUACUGGGUGACGGGACGGGUCCCGGUGGGCCCGGGCCCACGAGGUGUUUGCUCCUUCUCCAAAGGUCCAUUGCAAUUCAACUCAGUCGUGGACCGCCUCCCUCCGUCCUCACCGCUAAUCAGCAUGACACCACCAAGGAGCAUCAUCCAGCUGACGAAAUGUGGAUGUACGACAAGGGCUACAAUUUAUUCCAAAGUUUCUUGGAGGCCAAUUCCAAGUGCUGGUGGAAUGCAGCGUUGGUGGAUGCUACGAGGCAAUUAAGGUACAAGGGACAUGUGUCACCGGGUGUUUUGAUGGUGGGGGGUCCGCCGUGUGCAUUGGAAGUACUGCGGGCAGCGUGGUCGCGUAAUGUACUCAGACCACCGGCUGAUCAUGCCAUCACGUGUCUCGGUGACAUUGAAGAUUGCCUAGUGGCACCUGUGUCCCAAGGUCAAUUUACCCCCCUCCCCGAGGCCCUUUGCUGGGCAAUUCUGGAAUUAACAUCGCAACGGCAAGCAGCCACCCUUGACACUCUCCGUUCAGCCCUGAGGAAUGCCUUCCCCACGAUGCAGCGACCCGGUCGUGACUUGGUUUACGAUGCACUAGCCAAGUUGAUGCAGGAGAGGAAGAUUUAUCACACGUCGCAGGGCUACUUUGUCGUAACACCGGAGACAAGAAGGCUGAGAAGAGACUCGGGUGGAUCGAGGAGAAAUUCACGUGAUGUGGGGAGUUGCAGGGGACAGGGUGGUAUGUUGAUGAGCAAUGACGAGGCAAUGGCACUCGUUCACGGGGAAAUGCUCACCCUCAGGGAUGGUAAUGUGACGCAUCAGGCUGUACAAACGAAUCUCGCUGAUGUCAUUUGUGGAGGUAAUCCAAACGAUAAAGUUCUCUUCGCAAGAUGCAGAUCAGUGCCAGGACGAUUGGAGAGGCGGCAUUCGCUGCGACUCUGGGGUUCAGCUCGUAGAUUACACAGAAGCGGAAGUUCCCGUUCAUUACCACGAAGACCGGAGAGAAGUGACACCUCAUCAAGCGCCGAGUAUGCCAGUACAGACAGUGCGCCUCACAGUCCCACUAGUCUGUCUGGUAUAUUUUCAGAGAAGAUAGGCCUACUAUCAAGGCUGUUUCGGCGCAGCACGAGGAGGAAGGGAACACCGUUGAUGGGUACUUUCAGUGCACAGUAUCCGCCUACCGAGUGGUUCAAUCCCAGAGUCGUUCAUCUCCACAGCGUUGCAACGCAAACCCGAGCUGCCAGUCCGUCGAUGAUGGAAGGCCUGGACCAGUCGCAAGCCAGUUUCCAAGUGUGGGAUGACUCGAGUUCCGUGCGUUCAGCGACUUUACCUCGUCGUCACAGACGCCAGCCAAGCGGUGACUCAACCAGCCUCUUGGCAAAUUCAACGCCACGCAGCUCUCGACGACAUCGUUCGCCUUGCUCCACCCUACCACGCUCGAAAUGCUCGAGCUUGAGCCGAUGCACCUCCAGAGCGUCUGUAUUACCAUCGAGUGCGAGCCAGGAUCCUUAUCAGGGCAGGGUACAGAACCAGAAUGGUAAACACUCGAGUAACUCAUCGCCAAGCAGAAGUGGCGGUAGUUCUGGGUCCGUUAGAGCUACUAACGGAAGUCCGGCUAAGACAGGGACACUUGGAAGGUCGAGUACGAGGCACAGCUCGAGAAGGCCGAGUCAUGAUUCGACUGGGAGUGGUACUAAAUCCUCGAAUAGCUCUCCACAGCAUAAAAUCCUGCAGAAAACCUGCUCGAGUCAGUCAACCCACUCCAGCAUAAAAUCGGCUUCAAGUGGGAAGCUGUCCUCCUCUCCCCUGAAGACCACCACAAUAUCGUCAAAGUCAUCGCCCCUGAAAAUCAUUCAACAAGGAGCUCUAACUCCCCUCCAGGAAGCCCAAAACUCGAUAACCCUCCAAGUAUCCACAAACCUCUCCCCCGUGAGUCCACCUCAAGAACGUGCCAUCUCCAGCAGUGUAACCCUGGCGUCAAACGCCUCCAGUACCACCACGAUAUCCGGCUCCCCGGGUACCAAGAUUUACGUCCACCAAAAUAAUUCACCAAUGCGUUCCGUAAUAACAUUCGAAAACGGUACAGCCAAGAGCGUAAUCGAGAAGGACACGUGUACCAGCAACAAGGAGAAACAAGAGUUGGUGAGUGAAAAAGUGCAGAAGGCAAUGCUGGAGAAGGAGAAACUGGUAAAUUCCAAAACAGAUGACGAGAAGAAUCGCAAAGUCGAGGAGGACUGGAAGCCGAUUAAACUGGAGAGACCGUCAUCCCUGUACGCUACAAAAGACCUUAAAUCAGAAUCUGAUAAGGAGAACAAACCAAAGGUGGAUGAGGACGCGCCUAACAAGCUUAAACUCACAAAUCGCCUGAAUAACAGUCAAGCGCAUUUGAUCGAAGGUUCUGCCAACAACAGUGACAAGAAUUCCUAUGACAACUCAACUGUAACCGCUCCAAUAACGAAGAAUACAAACGACGCUAUGAACAACUCACGAAAGCUCAGUCUGUCCUUAUCGAAAGACGCCUUGAGCUAUCGAAACCUUCUCCGUCCAGGCUCGAAGAACAACAUCUCGUCGAACUCUCUGUCACCCACGAAAUCGUUUGCCGGUUUCGGAGGCUCAUUUAACAACGUCUACAUCGAGAACCUCGAGAGCGUGAAGACACUCAGAGCCCCUCAGGGGUCAGAACCAAAUCUUGAGAAGACUGUGAGUCGAGGAGACCUCUAUUCCUACCCAAGCCUGAGCGACAUGCAGGUCCAGUUCACCAGUCUCGCCGCCCAAAAGAUCCUCAAGGGCUGCCCAAUCAACAGCGUCGACACCCUCGUCGAAGUUAACAUGGCGGCUGCUGAGAAACCCAACAAUCGAGAUGUUACCGUGCACACCGACUUUGGUCUCGUUUGAAAGAAAUAGUGUAGUCUUGUUCACCCAGAUACGUUGAGAGUUAUUUUACAAAAGUUGGAAAUAAAGGUUUCUUUUUUAACCAAAUUAUGAAGUAAUAUUUUUGAGUCAAGGAGAAACGAGCUUAGAAUUAGAUUCUUAAUGUUAUAGAAAUACAUGUUAUAUCACAGCUCUGGUUAUUCGGGGGAGUCUGUGCCAGCCAUUCCAACGAAAAGUAUUCGAUAGUUGAUUCAUAGUGGCCUGUAAUAUAGUAAGAUUUCAGUUAUUUUCAAGCAUUAGAUUAAUACGUUUAUACAUGAGACAUGAAUAUAAAAAACCCCAUUAUGUUUUUGAAAUUUCCAAUGAAUUCAGCUAUGAGAGUGUCGUAUAUAUAAAUAUAAAACUCGCC
This is a messenger RNA of Diachasma alloeum, 3330 nucleotides long. RefSeq lists its product as uncharacterized. The record is from RefSeq and is a predicted model, not a curated record. Gene Ontology annotation, cellular component: nucleus; cytoplasm. Gene Ontology annotation, molecular function: DNA-binding transcription activator activity, RNA polymerase II-specific; RNA polymerase II transcription regulatory region sequence-specific DNA binding. Lineage: Eukaryota; Metazoa; Arthropoda; Insecta; Hymenoptera; Braconidae. Gene Ontology annotation, biological process: positive regulation of transcription by RNA polymerase II.